CAACAACAAAGUAUGCAGGGCACAGAGUUCAGACGGGAAUGUGACUAUUCUUGCUUCUUUUAUCCACCAUAAUCGAACCUGGGCCUGACAAUACUAUUUCCCACCUUGUUUUUUUCUAUUUUACCCCUCCUCCUCCGCGCGUAAGCAUUUCCUGUGCGGGGGGCUUGCGGUUGAGUUCCAUUUUCUCCAUGCAGGCAUGUUUUCUUCCAUUUUACCCCCCACGAUUUAUUUGGUGGAUUUUUUUCCUUUUCCAUUUCCAUUUACAUUUUACUAUGUUCGGGGGGCUGGUUGAUGGGCUGGUGGGCGGCGGCGGCUAUUUGAUUUUGAUUUUCCCGCAUUUGUGUUCGCAUCGCAUCUUUCCCGAUUUUUUGCUGUGUUUUUUUGAUAAUGUUUAUAUAUAGAUGGGGUACGGGAGUUCUCUGGGUGUUUUUUUUGUGUUUCAUUUUUUCUGUUUCGUUUUGUUUAGCGGGGCGGGGGUGAGGAGGAGAUGGCAGUUGGCAAGUGGAAGACGGGGGGUUGGGGAUUGGGAUAUCUGCCGCGUUCGUUCGGGAGAAAUGUGGGG
This is a messenger RNA of Tricharina praecox, 562 nucleotides long. RefSeq lists its product as uncharacterized. NCBI's taxonomy places the organism in Eukaryota, Fungi, Ascomycota, Pezizomycetes, Pezizales, Pyronemataceae. The record is from RefSeq and is a predicted model, not a curated record. The transcript has a single exon. The coding region runs from base 189 to 401 and encodes 70 amino acids.